Molecule: messenger RNA, 1655 nt
Organism: Boleophthalmus pectinirostris (great blue-spotted mudskipper)
Lineage: Eukaryota; Metazoa; Chordata; Actinopteri; Gobiiformes; Gobiidae
Gene: pth3r
Product: parathyroid hormone 3 receptor
Exons: 13
Coding region: 1-1620 (539 amino acids)
Biological process (GO): cell surface receptor signaling pathway; adenylate cyclase-modulating G protein-coupled receptor signaling pathway
Cellular component (GO): plasma membrane
Molecular function (GO): peptide hormone binding; G protein-coupled peptide receptor activity; parathyroid hormone receptor activity
Source: RefSeq, a predicted model, not a curated record
AUGCAAACAGGACUGAUUUCUACGCUCACUUUUUUCCACUGUGUAGUGACAGUAGUUGCUUUGAUUGACUCAGAUGACGUCAUCACCAAAGACGAGCAGAUCUAUGUUCUAAUCGGGGCUCAUGCCAAAUGUGAACGCAGCAUCAAGGCUCAGAAGGCUCCACUUAUUGAAGGUGAGUGUCCGCCUGAGUGGGAUGGGAUAAUCUGUUGGCCUCGGAGCAGAGCGGGGCAGCUGGUGUCAGUCCUGUGUCCUGAAUACAUCUACGACUUCAACCACCAAGGUCGGGCUUACCGCAAAUGUGAUGGUUCUGGAUACUGGGAGCAGGUUUUCAGCAUCAACCGCACUUGGGCCAACUACAGCGAGUGCACAACAUACCUGACCUCCAACCAGCGCAGUCAGGACGAGAAGGUGUUUGAACGACUUCACCUCAUGUACACAGUGGGUUACUCGAUUUCACUGGCGUCACUAUUGGUUGCUGUGUCCAUCCUCUGCUACUUCAAACGUCUCCACUGCACUCGAAAUUACAUCCACAUUCACCUCUUCACUUCUUUCAUUUGUCGAGCGGUCAGUAUUUUUGUAAAAGACGCGGUGCUUUACUCCAUAGCAGAAGAAGGCAGGUUGGACUUUGAGCUCACGGGACAAAAAUCACACAUGGCUGGGUGUAAAGUUGCAGUGACAUUUUUCUUCUAUUUUUUGGCUACUAAUCAUUAUUGGAUCCUGGUAGAGGGAUUGUACUUGCAUAGCCUCAUCUUCAUGGCAUUUCUCUCUGACAAAAACUACCUCUGGGCUCUCACCAUUAUUGGAUGGGGUGUUCCAGCUGUGUUUGUGUCCAUUUGGGUCAGCGCUCGUGCAUCGCUGGCAGACACACAAUGUUGGGACAUUAGUGCUGGAAAUCUGAAAUGGAUCUAUCAAGUCCCCAUUCUGGCAGCCAUUGUUGUGAAUUUCCUUCUUUUUGUCAAUAUAAUCCGUGUACUUGCUUCUAAAUUAUGGGAGACUAACACAGGUAAACUGGAUCCUAGACAACAGUAUAGGAAACUGCUGAAGUCCACAUUGGUGUUAAUGCCUCUAUUUGGAGUGCACUACAUGGUCUUCAUGGCUCUGCCGUACACAGAAGUGUCUGGGCUCCUGUGGCAGGUGCAGAUGCAUUAUGAGAUGUUUUUCAACUCUUCACAGGGGUUCUUUGUUGCAUUCAUCUAUUGUUUUUGUAAUGGUGAGGUACAGGCUGAGGUGAAGAAGGCCUGGCUGCGCCGUAGUCUAGCUCUGGAUCUCAAACAGAAAGCCCGGAUAACCAGCAGUGGGGGCAGCUGUUAUUAUGGGGGCAUGAUGUCCCACACCACCACUCAUAGUGUCUCCGCCACCCACCCGAGGGCUCUCUCCUUCACUGGGGGCACAAUUAGUACAGGAAGUGCUAUGACCAACAAUGACAGUGGCCAACCACCAAGUCCCACCUCCAUCUAUCCACAAAACAACCUACCUGGGUUUGUUCCAAGUGACUCAGAAAUCAACCAAUCAGAGUCCAUUUUCACCAGAAAUGUGCAACGUGAAGAGAAAACACUGCUAUCACAGGAAGAAGACCAAGAUAGUUUCUCAUCUUUGAAAGAAAUUGAGACCAUGUUGUAAAUCAUAAGUCAUGCAUUUGAGCUCUACGAGGUACU